This is a messenger RNA of Echinops telfairi (small Madagascar hedgehog), 2657 nucleotides long. It is a transcript of the gene CLDN2, whose product is annotated as claudin 2. Bases 250 to 942 code for a protein of 230 amino acids. The record is from RefSeq and is a predicted model, not a curated record. Gene Ontology annotation, biological process: calcium-independent cell-cell adhesion; bicellular tight junction assembly. Gene Ontology annotation, molecular function: structural molecule activity. Lineage: Eukaryota; Metazoa; Chordata; Mammalia; Afrosoricida; Tenrecidae. Gene Ontology annotation, cellular component: bicellular tight junction; plasma membrane. The transcript has 2 exons.
UUCCCUCAGCAUCCCACCCAUCACAAGGGGUAUCUCCUCCGCGAAAGCGCUGCGAACCAACUGCUCUGUCUUGUAGAUGCCUCCUUGAGCCUAGUUGCGGCCACCCGCAGACACUUGGAAGGAGGAGAGACGUCAGCCUGCUCGAGACAACUGUGCCAUCUGGAACAAGAGGUCGGGCUCCAAGAAGUGAGCGCUGCAGCCAGAAGACAAGCGACAGGCCUUGACGACACUGCUACUGAGAGGUCCGCCAUGGCCUCUCUCGGCGUUCAACUUGUGGGCUACAUCCUAGGCCUUCUCGGAUUAUUGGGGACCCUGGUGGCCAUGCUGCUCCCCAGUUGGCGAACGAGUUCUUACGUGGGUGCCAGCAUUGUGACGGCUGUCGGCUUCUCCAAGGGCCUCUGGAUGGAAUGUGCCACUCACAGCACAGGCAUCACCCAAUGUGACAUCUACAGCACCCUUCUGGGCCUACCCUCGGACAUCCAGGCUGCCCAGGCCAUGAUGGUGACCUCCAGUGCGUUCUCCUCGCUGGCCUGCAUUAUCUCCGUGGUGGGGAUGAGAUGCACGGUGUUCUGCCAGGACUCCCGGGCCAAAGACAGAGUGGCGGUCGUGGGAGGCGUCUUAUUCAUCCUUGGAGGCCUCCUGGGCUUCAUCCCCGUUGCCUGGAAUCUUCAUGGGAUCCUGCGGGACUUCUACUCCCCAGUGGUGCCUAACAGCAUGAAAUUUGAGAUUGGAGAGGCACUCUACUUGGGCAUUAUUUCCGCCCUCUUCUCCUUUGUAGCCGGAAUCAUCCUCUGCUUUUCCUGCUCCUCCCGGGGAAACCAUUCCAACUACUACGAUGCCUACCAGGCGCAGCCCCUCGCCAACAGGGGCUCUCCAAGACCUGCCCAACCACCCAAAGUCAAGAGUGAAUUCAACUCGUACAGUCUGACAGGGUAUGUGUGAAGAACCAGGGGUCAGAACUGAGGGGAGGGGGCUGGGUCUGUGAAAGCCGAUGGACAGUCCUCCCUAGCCACAGGUGAGGAACAUGGCCGCUGGACCAUGUCAGAAGGUGCUGCUGAGAAUAGACUGACUUUGGGCAUCGGAUCAAGCAAAGGCAGAAAGGGGAGCUGGUGUGACAACAUGCAGGUUGAACUAUAAAGGAUGAUGAUCAAGCCAGGCUUUCGGUUUCCCUCCCUUUGCCCCUCACAACCUGCCUUGGGCCCUCUACCCGCUACUCCAAAUCCCAUCCCUUUACUGUAGGGCAGCCCCCCACCCAAGACUCCACUCCACCCUCUUUGUUUACAUGGGAAUCCAUUCCAAAAGACCACUAAUUACAUUCCAUGUCCUGCCCAACCCCUCUGAUUAAAGACCCUCCCUCGGGCUCUGGUUGGUUGGUAGCUUAUGGCUGGGGGUGCUCUUGGGGAGGCAGGGUGAUGGUUUCUAAGAGACACCGCUCAAAGCUCCUUUUUAAGCCUCACUCCAAAGAUAGCGGUUGGGCCCUACGGCUCCCCUACCACUCUGGCUACGACCCAGUGUUUGGGCUAGUUCCCGUGGGAACUGAAAUAAAGACAUCCCACAGUAUCCAGGGGGCAGGAGGAAAGGUAGCCUGGAACCAAAAAGAAAACAACAAAAAGAUGUCUUUCCCAGGAUUUCCGUAUACUCUCGGGUCAGGGACCGGGCCUUUUGCUCAGGCUAAAGGACAAGAGGCCGUGGUGGGAGGCUAAAGGUGGAGCACGGGCUGAUUUCAUGGAGGAACUGUUUCAGGAUGGCAGCCCCAGCUGGCACUGCAGCUCUUGCCUCCCUCUGGGGCAGCCAAUCCUUGUUUCCCAUCUAAAGGACAAGUGAAGGACCCUAAAAGGGGUCUUACAAACAGGGGCUUAGCUGUUCUAGAGUGAUGAUCCAGGAUGAACCAGGAGUGACCGAGGAAGGCAUCUCUAGCUAAGAGCUCUGGCAUCUGAGAAACUGGGGUGAUGUAUGCGGUGUUGCCAAUGGAUGGUUUUUGCUGGACCGCAUGAGAGGCCGCCCCUAGAGAGUCUUUCUGCAGGCCUAAUGGAAAUUCAGCCCCAAAGCUCAGCUCGGGUCCCCUGGGGUCUACCCACAGAGCCUCUGAGCAACUGCAGCACCGGGUGCCAACCCCCCAUGACACUCCACACUUCCCCAGCAGUGCCCUAGGCCAUCUAUGCCCUGGUCUGAGGAACAGCUGAGCUGCUACCUGGAAAUGCACUUUAAGUGGGAGAGCAGAGGGUUCCCCGGCAGAUGGUUUUAGCACCAAAGCCUGAAAAUGCUCCAUUUCCCCUGUGUGGAGAGGGCCCCACACAAGCUAAAGGCGUUUUCCCCUUACUAGCCCGAGAAUGAUCAUCAGCUUUGUCAGAAACGCCAGUAGCCCUCCCCUUAGUCAAGUCCUCCUCAUGCUUGGAGAAUUUGCUCAGCAAGACCCACCCCCACCCCCCACCCCUGUCCCGAGCCUUCUCCGACCACUCCAUUCUUCCCUGCCCCUCUCUUCUCCUGCCCUCCCAAUGGACAAAUCACUCGUCGGAUGCUUGUCAUUCCCAGUUUGAUCGAUAGUUCGGUUCAUUUUUCAUGUGUGGCUGUCUGACAUAUUAGCCCUCUGUAGUUCCCGGACUGUCUGUAAGAGUGCUGAGCACACAUAGGUAAUCAAUAAACAAUUGUUGAUUGAG